GGUCGCUGGGUGCGGCGUCGGCGGCCGGCGCUGACAGGCGGCCCGGGCCGGAAGGAGGGGGUCGGGAGAGCUGACUGGAGCAUGGGACCGCCGGACGCCAAGAGGGUCAUGGGACCACCAGACUCCAGAUGGACCUUGGGACCACCAGAUGCCAGGUCCCGGCCGCCGCUCUGCCUCCACUGGCCGCGUCUAGCGAGCCACACCGCUGCCGGUGGAUGCCGCUGCCGGCUCCUGCGUGUGGCCACCGCCGGCCUGGUGCUGCUCUGCCUCUACUACAUCAUUUACACCCCGUGGGCGUUCAGCUGGCGCGCCGGCGACCGGUCGGCGCCAUCUGGAGGGCAUAACUCUUCCGCGCCGGCGGUCCUGGUGCCGACGCCGGACGACGUCUGCAUCCGCUGGACGGCGCCCGCGUGGCCUGCGCAGUCGGGGGACGACGCCACCCCGCUACCGCCGAUUGCAUUUUUGUCUGGAGUCAAGAAUCCCUGCUGGCUUCAAGAUCUUACGCAGCAAAGUGUAGAAUUUCUGGAAAAGAACUGCUAUGCAAACUAUACGAAAAAUAGAAGCAUAUUCUCAAAACGGGCGCAGCGCUACCGGCCGUUCGUCAGCGAGCCGGCGUCGGUCCUGCGGCUGCGCUGCCUGCCUUAUUUCUACAUCGUGGGCCAGCCCAAAUGUGGCACCACGGACCUGAUGCACCGCAUCAGCCUGCACCCGCACGUGCUGGCCGGCACGCUCAAGGGCCCCAACUGGUGGACACGCGCCCGCUUCCCCCUCCAGCCAGGUCAGGCCAGCCACUGCGGUCGCCAAGUGGCGUUCCAGGAGUACGUGGACUCGUUCGAGAUGGUGGCGGCGCAGCUAGCCGGGGCCGACUGCGGCGGCGGCAGACCCGGCGCGCCCUGGACACCAGCCAGCCGCAUGAUCACAGGCGAUGGCAGCACGUCGACUCUCUGGGGCGGCGUGGCCCACCGAGCUGCCAGGGAGGCCGGGCUGACUAUGUUCCCGCCGCUCGGCCGCUCCGUGGCCGCCGGCCUGGCCAGACUGCAGCCGCGCGCUCGCAUCAUUGUCAUCCUGCGCGAGCCCGGCGACAGGCUAUUCUCCGACUACUUGUAUUUUAACGCCGAUUUGGACAAAGAAAAGAACGCCGAUGGGUUCCACAACCUGACGCUCGAGGCCGUGGCGAUCUGGAACAACUGCACCACCUUUAGGAGCGUGGACGACUGUGUCACCGACCGCUCCGUCCUCCUCAGUUUCGGGAUCGUGCGUCUGCAUGUGGGCCUGUACGCCGUGCAUCUGCGACAAUGGCUGGAAACGUUCCCGAGGCCGAACAUCCUGGUACUGCGUACGGAGGACUACUCCAGGAAUGUCAACCACAGCAUGCUGCAAGUGUAUCAGCACCUCGACUUGGCGCCACCGUCAGAGCAAGACAUGAGGCUGGUCAACUCCGCUCGGGUCCUCAACGCGCGGCGAACCAACCUGCAGCGGAUGCAGAUGUUGGCCGAGACGCGGCAGCUGCUGACGGACUUUUACCGGCCACACAACGAGCGGCUGGCAGUCCUGCUCGGGUCACAGCGCUUCCUCUGGGAGGAUACGUGA
This is a messenger RNA of Pollicipes pollicipes, 1590 nucleotides long. RefSeq names its product carbohydrate sulfotransferase 15. The coding region runs from base 82 to 1590 and encodes 502 amino acids. Gene Ontology annotation, biological process: hexose biosynthetic process. The transcript has 10 exons. NCBI's taxonomy places the organism in Eukaryota, Metazoa, Arthropoda, Thecostraca, Pollicipedomorpha, Pollicipedidae. The record is from RefSeq and is a predicted model, not a curated record. Gene Ontology annotation, molecular function: N-acetylgalactosamine 4-sulfate 6-O-sulfotransferase activity.